Molecule: messenger RNA, 1246 nt
Organism: Oncorhynchus kisutch (coho salmon)
Lineage: Eukaryota; Metazoa; Chordata; Actinopteri; Salmoniformes; Salmonidae
Product: yjeF N-terminal domain-containing protein 3
Exons: 6
Coding region: 193-924 (243 amino acids)
Cellular component (GO): mitochondrion
Molecular function (GO): NAD(P)HX epimerase activity
Source: RefSeq, a predicted model, not a curated record
GUUGACUUUGAACCAAUCAGAUUCACCCACGGUAAGUCCUGGAAUGGCAUUAACACUCAGACAGGAUGUGUGCAUCAAUGUGAGUUUGGGAGACGAUAGACUAACAGAAGAAAUAGCAAGGAAGAGAGCUAGACCAAAAAAAAUCAAAUUUGCUCCAGUUACAAUUUGCUCUCUCCGUCACACAUUCUGAAGAUGGACUACAGCUGUUCUAACCUAGAGACACUCAGAAAGCCUCUCCGCUACCUCAGUAAUGAGGAGGCUGCGGCCUUGGAGGCAGAGUUGUUGGGAGAGUAUCGCUUUGGACCGCAGCAACUGAUGGAGAUCUGGGGCCAUGCCUGUGCCAUCGCUAUCACCAAGGCCUUCCCCCUGAGUUCCCUCAAGAGGCAUCCUACAGUGUUGGUGAUCUGUGGUCCCAGUCAGAAUGGCUGUAUUGGUCUGGCCUGCGCUCGCCACUUACGCAUGUUUGACUAUAUGCCCACAGUUUACUACCCCAAGCGCUCUACUCUGGCCCUGCACCGAGACUUUACAGUACAGUGUGAGAAAACGGACAUCCCUUUCCUCUCCUUUCUUCCCGCAGAGGUGCAGCUGAUAAACGAUGCGUAUAACCUGGUGGUGGAUGCCAUCUUGGGGCCGGAGACAGAGCCGUCUGAUAUCAGUGAGCCCUACAGCAGCAUCCUGCUCACCCUCAGACACAUCCGUAUCCCCAUCGCCAGUGUGGACAUCCCCUCAGGGUGGGACGAGGCCAACGUUGACUGCAUAAACCCGACAGUGCUCAUCUCCCUUAUGGCACCAAAGAAGUGUGCUGUCGGUUUCAGUGGGACACAUUACCUGGUGGGACGCAUCCUGCCCUAUGACAUCCAGAGGAAGUAUGAGCUCAAUGCACCAGAAUACCAUGGCACAGACUGUCUGGUUGAGCUAGGGUAAACAAACAGAUGCUCUGUUUUUCCAAGGGUUUCAUCAAAUAUUUAGAAGUGUAGACCUUCCUUCAUCCUUGAGGUUCUCUACUGAGUAAAUAUUAUUGCUUUUCACCAAACAUUUUACAUCAGAUCAAGGGAUGAAGGAAGGAUGCCUUAUUUGUAAUGAGGAUAUUUAGCAGAUAUCUCUUUCUUAGUGUAACAAGGAAAUAGAGCUUUCUUUAUAUUCAUAAUCUCAGAACACCAGCUUGGUUCUAAACCGUGAGGAAGUUUGCAAAAGCUGUAUAAAAUAUGAUGUAACGUUUGCCAAAAUAAACACGAGCUGUUAAUAA